CUGGUUUUACAGUCUGGCACAUUAUGAAGAGAAAAAAACUUUAGUGCUCAUGCGCGAGAAACAAGUGGAAUGCCAGCUAUCAACUCCUUGCACCAUCGGUGGACAUUACACAAAAUGUGUUAGCUACUUAGCUUUCACUGACUUUUCUCUUAUGGCACACUCGAUGUGGUAAACAAAGUCUUCGUUAACCAAGACAGUCGCCAUCACAUCCACCCAGCACUGAGUCGACCCUCUUGACCCUUAACUACUUAGUCAUGGACAAAGGUUUGGUACCCAGCAGGACCAGUUCGGUCUCAGAGGAGAUGGAGGGGAUAUGUGUGAUGCCAGAUAUGAGUGGCAUCAAGUCGGAGCACCCGGGUGGAAGUGCGGACAACACAGGUGCACAGAACGUGGCCAUGGGGAUCAAGUUCAUUCUGCCCAACCGCUUCGAUAUGAACGUAUGCUCAAGAUUCGUCAAGUCACUCAACGAAGAGGACAGCAAAAACAUCCAGGACCAGGUCAACUCCGAUUUGGAGGUGGCUUCUGUUUUAUUUAAAGCCGAGUGUAAUAUUCAGACGUCACCCUCACCGGGGAUACAAGUGCGUCAUGUUUAUACCCCGUCCACCACCAAACACUUCUCUCCCAUCAAACAGUCGACAACACUCACCAACAAGCACCGUGGUAACGAAGUGUCCUCCACUCCUCUUCUGGUCCACUCUCUGUCCAUUCACCAGCUAGCAGCACAGGGUGAAAUGGUUUUCCUCAGUGUUUGUAUGGCUGUAGAGACUGUGAUUAACCUGCAGGAUGAGGAAGGCUUCACCCCCCUGAUGUGGGCUGCAGCACAUGGACAGAUUGCAGUCGUAGAAUUCCUGCUUCAGAAUGGAGCGGAACCCAACCUGUUGGCUAAAGGCAGAGAGAGUGCUCUGUCUCUGGCAUGCAGUAAGGGAUAUACAGACAUCGUGAAGAUGCUCAUCGAUUGUGGGGUGGACGUCAAUGAAUAUGACUGGAACGGCGGGGCUCCCGUGCUCUAUGCUGUCCAUGGGAACCAUGUACCCUGUGUGGAAAUCCUCCUGGAAAGUGGAGCCGACCCCACCAUUGAGUCCGACUCUGGCUUCAACGCUAUGGAUAUGGCUGUGGCAAUGGGCCAUAGGAAUGUUCAACAGGUGAUGGAGGCCCAUCUACUGAAGCUGCUGAUGGGGAUGCGAGAGUGACCAGAGCCCAGGGAAAAGCCACUAACCUGGGGACAUGAGGAAGGAUUGCCUGGGAAUGGAAAUGCAGUAUACAGCAGAUGCCAUAACGAAGAAAGAAAUGUCUGAGGACAAUCGUGAAGCACGUCUGAGGCUCAUGUGUGAAACGUUUAGGAAGCAUGUGUGUGAGUAUUUAGGCACCCCAUGUAUCCGUUUUGGGUAGACAUCCUAUUGAGUUUUAUAACAAACCAUGUAAGAAACUAGUGCAUAAACCCAAACGCCUGCACAAAUCAUGCCUUAAUGGGGGAUGUUGAAAGUUGAGUUAAUUGCACACGUCAUUUGAGAAUUCUGCCCCUCAUGAAAAGGGUAUUGGCAUGAAAGUUGAGUCAAUCACCACCUUCCGGAGACACCAGAAACCCCACCUCUAAGGAAUACCUAGGAUAGGAUAAGUAAUCCUUCUCACCCCCCCCUUAAGAUUUAGAUGCACUAUUGUAAAGUGACUGUUCCACUGGAUGUCAUAAGGUGAAUGCACCAAUUUGUAAGUCGCUCUGGAUAAGAGCGUCUGCUAAAUUACUUAAAUGUAAAUGUAAAGUAAAACAGCCUAGUGGGUCAACUGCCGCAACGACUAAGAGCAUAGACUUCUAUGCUGUUUUGGUGCCCUAACUCCCACGUAACAUCAUUCAGCGAACCUGUGCACAUACUGUGUGUGACAGAACAAAGGCUUGCAUCUCAAUAUCUGCAGUGCUGCUCGUGGCAACGUCAUUUCGCGGGCUACUUUUAACACAAGUUGUGGUGAAAUUAAGUACAUCAAACAAUACAGAUUAAUAAAAUUGCUCCCAUGUUAAGAGAAAAAAAAUAAAAUCCAGCCACAAAAAG
This is a messenger RNA of Oncorhynchus gorbuscha (pink salmon), 2042 nucleotides long. Its product is annotated as ankyrin repeat family A protein 2-like. The record is from RefSeq and is a predicted model, not a curated record. Gene Ontology annotation, molecular function: protein binding. Gene Ontology annotation, biological process: regulation of gene expression. NCBI's taxonomy places the organism in Eukaryota, Metazoa, Chordata, Actinopteri, Salmoniformes, Salmonidae. Gene Ontology annotation, cellular component: nucleus. The transcript has 9 exons. Bases 255 to 1190 code for a protein of 311 amino acids.